AUGGUGAACAUAGAUCUGAUGAAGAUUAUCCCGGAGCCAGGAGGGUCAGAUGGGAGCGAUAGUUCAGUAACUAAUGGAUCACUAUUUCCCUCGAGACCACGAACAAGAACUAAGAAUAAGCAUUUAGAUUCCGAUCAGUCCAGUGCCAAUACUUCAGAUCACAGCGCAAGUCCUCUAAGUAUUUUUGACAGUAGAAAAACAAAACGGUCCAGAUUAAUGUCAGAGCAUUCCAAUACUGCUGAUCGCGAUACGGAUACGGAGCCACAGUUGUAUCAAGAGAACGAACUGGAGGGUAAUCUCGGACGACAGACGGGACGAACUACUUGA
Molecule: messenger RNA, 327 nt
Organism: Arctia plantaginis
Lineage: Eukaryota; Metazoa; Arthropoda; Insecta; Lepidoptera; Erebidae
Source: the annotation of a GenBank genome assembly